CAAGAGGGUGUCAUGGGGAGUUUUCUUACUUGACACCUCUGAUUUUUAACAAAUGGACCUCAGCUGCUCCAGGAAAUAAAACGGUGGCUUUUAAGGUGGUUUUAAAACCACUCAGAGCUCUUGGGGUCAGCCAGCUAAGACCUUUCUCUGCCUCGCUCACCUUGGAGAAUCGCAUUUCCCAGGCUCUGAGUUCCUUUCUGUAGAACAGGGGGCCGGCCCGGGCUAUCCAUGUCCCAGGGCCCUUCUUGCUCUAAAACCCUACAAUUCUUUGCCUUUCGACAGAACGGAGUCACAGUUUCCUGGAGGCCGUCCGUGGAGUUUCCAGGGAACCUGUACCGGGGAGAAGGCGUUGUGGACGGAACGGCAAAGGCCGUGUGGGAGCUGGUGAAGCCGCUGCCUGGGAGCCUUCGAGAGAAGUGGGACCAGAACGUGGCCAGUUUUGAGAUCGUCCAGAGCAUCACCGACACCCUGUGCGUAACCAGGACCGCCACCCCCUCGGCCGCCAUGAAGCUCAUUUCUCCCAGGGACUUUGUGGACCUGGUGCUGGUCAAGACGUACGAGGAUGGGACCAUCAGCUCCAACGCUGCCAACCUGGAGCAUCCGUUGUGCCCCCCGAAACCGGGUUUUGUGAGAGGACUGAACCAUCCCUGUGGCUGCUUCUGCGAGCCUGUGCCAGGGGAGCCCAGCAAGACCAAGGUGGUCACCUUCUUCCAGACGGACCUGAGUGGCCUCCUCCCGCAGAGUGUGGUGGAUGCCUUCUUCCCCCGCAGCAUGGCCGGGUUCUACGCCAGCCUUCAGAGAGCAGCUUGUGCCAGCUCCGACUGA
This is a messenger RNA of Miniopterus natalensis, 825 nucleotides long. Lineage: Eukaryota; Metazoa; Chordata; Mammalia; Chiroptera; Miniopteridae. The record is from RefSeq and is a predicted model, not a curated record.